Molecule: messenger RNA, 1956 nt
Organism: Striga asiatica
Lineage: Eukaryota; Viridiplantae; Streptophyta; Magnoliopsida; Lamiales; Orobanchaceae
Source: the annotation of a GenBank genome assembly
AUGCUCCUUCUUCCAUUGAGGAUGACGCGCAUGCUGGGUUCUGAUGAUGUCAUGAACGACAUCUUGGAUAAGUUGAAAGGCCCUUCUUCACAAGGGAACGAAAGUGUCAUGAACGACAUCAUGGAUAAGCUGACCAGUCAGCAAUCUAGUCGUUGGAUCAUCGCGAUUGCCGGCAUGGGUGGCAUUGGUAAGACUACUCUUGCUAAAAGUAUUUAUGAAAAUCCACUUAUUGUGGAAUACUUUGAUAUUCGCGGAUGGGCUACAGUAUCUCAAAAAUUUGAUUCGAAAAGGAUUUUGCUACAAGUCCUAGACUGUUUGAUAAACAAAGGGAGUGAGGACAGCGAAUAUGAAGAAUUGGGACAAAAAUUGUAUCAGAGCUUAUACGGCCGACGAUAUCUGAUUGUGAUGGAUGACAUUCUGGGUACGGACUCUUGGGACAGGGUGAAGUCCUUCUUUCCAGAUAAUAACAACGGGAGCAAAGUACUAAUAACCACUAGGCCAUCGAAACUGGCUUUGCAAAUUGAUGGCCCAGACUACUUUCAAAUGCCUUUUCUGAAGCUGGACGAAAGUUGGAAUCUGCUGCGUAGGUGUGUGUUUCAAGAUCAAGGGUGCCCUCCGGAAUUGGAAGAGAUUGGGAAGGAGAUUGCCGGAAAAUGCGGAGGCCUUCCAUUGUCGAUUGUCGUGAUUGGAGGACUUCUAGCAAAAUCUAAACAAUCACGGAAAAACUGGCAGCAUGUUUCAGAAAAUUUAAGCUCGAUCGUGAAUUUAGAGGAUGACGAGCGUUGCUUUAGAAUACUAAAGUUGAGCUACAAUCAACUGCCGGUCCACCUAAAGCCGUGUUUUCUCUACAUGGCCAUGUACCCGGAGGACGACGAAACUCACGUCCCCACGCUCAUCAAUCUGUGGAUCGAUGAAGGAUUUGUGAAACCGGUGGUCGGUAAAAGCUUGGAAACAACUGCUCGAGUAGUGUACCUACAUGAUCUCAUCAUUAGAAACCUAAUCUUGGUUCGUAAGUGGGGCCCUACUGGAAGAAUAAAACGGUGCGGCAUCCCCGAUCUCCUGAGAGACCUAUGCAUAAAAGAAGCUGAGAAAUACAAUUUCUUUCGCACGACGGAAACAACACCAACACACAACAACACUGAGCAUCACGACCAAAUUAGCUGGCGCGCCCAACGCCUUCCCUUUAGAUUGUUGAGGAUUCUGAAUGGAUACAAUAGAUCUUCAUCUGUUGAACAGGCGGGCAAAGUUCGGCUCGAAGAACAUUUUCAUCUUGACAACUUGCGCCACCUGUUCAUCAGAGCUAAACUGCCGAAGCUUGAAUUUCCUCCGGAAUUUUACCUACUCUGGAAUUUACGGACGUUAAUAUUUGAUAAGUACUCAAGCUACGAUAAUCAGCCGGUGUUGGACAUCUGGCGGAUGCCCCAACUGAGGCAGGUCAAGGUACUCGAUCUCCUUCUCACGGAUCCUCCUCCUCCUCCUCCAAUGGUGUUGGAGAAUCUGGAGACUCUCCAGAACGUACAUAACUUGAGGUUAUGUGAGGAAGUGGUUGAGAGAAUCCCCAAUAUCAAGAAGCUGGGACUUUGUUACCAAAAGGAAGAGGAGGAAUUAUCACCUGGUGAUUAUUGUCUAGAAAAUCUCUGCCAACUACAUAAGCUGGAGGCCCUUACACUUAGUUUGAGGAUAAGUGAGAAGCUGACUUUGGAAGGCACGAGGCUCGGGUGGGAGGAGAUGGGGACAACGAUAGGGUCAUUGCCAUAUCUCGAGGCCCUCAAGCUAUAUUAUUAUGCGUUCGUGGGGCUCGUGUGGGAAACAGUCGAGGGCGGAUUCCCGAGCCUCAAGUACUUGGAAAUCGUUUGGUUCUCUGAUCUUGAACAGUGGAGGGCGGAGGCCACGCACUUCCCGCGUCUCGAGCGGCUCGACCUAGUGUUUCUAGACAAGCUGAAGGAGAUUCCAUAG